GCAAGUCCAACACCUGACAGACCAACUCUCAUCAGUCCCCAGAAUGACAAGUACAGAGACACAGACUCUCCCUGUCAGUGUCCCAAACCCCUGCCUUGUCUCUGUCCCUCCCUCUCUGCUAUGCACCCAGCCCAACAACCCCUUGGCACCUGCUGAUACAUCCACACAGCCAGCUGCCAACAGCCAGCUCUGCCCAUCCCAGCUGUGAUCCACGCAGGAACAAAUGACCUACACAGCCUUCGUAAAGACACUGCUGAGGCAGUGAGGAAGAUGGUGGAGCAGGCCAGAAAAGGAGUUCCCUGACACCCACAUUGUGGUCUCCACAAUGCUGCCUAGGAUAGACACCCCUCCUCUACUAGGAGCUUUGGAGACCAUCCCAUACCUCCUCUUCCCUAUCACCACCAGCUCAGCCUGGACUUCCCACUCACCAUGUGGCCACAACCUCACCACUUUGAAGCACAACCAGAGGAGGCCCAGGGAAACGUGCUUCUAAGUGGAGAUCUGAAUGGACGAACAGGAAUCGAACCUGAUGUCGACCCACAGGGCAACAACCAUGUGUUUGUACAUAAAGGACUUCUACAACAAGACAGUGCUGCGUCGUAAUGGAACAGGACUCAGUGGGGAGACCUUGACCCUCAUGUACUCUCUCACUGUGUCUGUCUUCGCUAUUGGAGGUCUGCUGGGCUCCCUCAUUGUGGGCAUGCUGGUCACUCGCUUUGGCAGGAAAGGCACAGUGGUAAACACAACAGUGCUGGUGUUUAUUGCUGGCUCCCUCAUGGGCUUCAGCAGGAUUUGUGGUUCACCUGAGAUGGUCAUCUUUGGCCGCUUCAUCACAGGAAUUCACUCAGGCAUCUCUCUAAGUGUGGUACCAAUGUACUUGGGUGAGAUAGCACCUAAGAACCUGCGAGGCUUCCUGGGUCUCGUGCCGAGUAUCUUUAUUGGCACUGGAGUCUUUGCCGCCCAAAUCCUCGGCUUACAUGAACUUCUAGGAAAGGAGGAGCACUGGCCCCUCUUUCUUUCAGUGGUGGUGGUACCCACCUUCAUCCAGUUGAUGCUGUUGCCAUGGUUCCCAGAGAGCCCCAGGUACCUGCUGAUUGAGAAGCACAAUGUCCACGCCACCAUCACAGCUCUGAAGUGGUACAGAGCCAAGUGUAACAUCCAGGCUGAGAUUGAAGAGAUGCAGGAGGAGCAGCGCUCCCUGUCAUCAGUGGAGACGCUGUCAGUAUGGAAACUGUUGCUGGAUGACACAGUCCGCUGGCAGGUGCUCAGUGUGGUGGUCAUCAACAUCGGCAUGCAGCUGUCUGGCAUCGAUGCUAUUUGGUUCUAUACCAAUGACAUCUUUGAGAAUGCAGGUAUCCCAGCACCAGAAAUCCAGUAUACCACAGCAGGAACAGGAAUUAUAGAGAUCGUCGCUGGACUCAUUGGGUGUUUCACCAUAGAGAAACUGGGCAGGAGGCCUCUCAUGAUUGGGGGUUUUGCCAUGAUGGGCAUCUGCAGUGCUGGAAUCACAGUAGCCCUCAUUUUACAGACUCACUUAUCGUUGAUGCACUACAUCAGUGUUUGCUGUGUGGUCGGCAUCAUCGCUGGCUUCUGUAUCGGUCCAGCGGGGGUUCCCUUCUUGAUCACAGCGGAGCUGUUCAAACAGUCCCACCGCCCAGCGGCCUACAUUGUAGGAGGAUCACUCAACUGGCUGUCCAACUUCACUGUGGGCUUCGUCUUCCCCUUCUUACAGAUGUCAGCAGGGUCUUACUGCUACUUGGUGUUUGCCACCAUUUGUCUGUCCGUGGCCGUCUAUAUCUACAUUGUGAUUCCAGAGACCAAAAACAAGACUUUCAUGGAGAUCAGCCGGAUGUUCUCUAAAAAGGAGGCAGUUCCAGAGACCCAGGGCCUGAUCCACGUGGACCAGCUGAAGCUGAAGAAGAUGAACGGCUACGGGGGUGUGGAACAUGCUUCACUGGAGUUCGACAGCUCUUCUUCUGUACCUUAACUGAGCUUCAGGUUCUCACAGGGUCUAUAAAACCAUUCAUUACUCCCUCCAUUCUACUGUUUUGAUAUGUAUUAACCAAACACCACCUCAGCCGGACUUUUCACUGGAUCACACUCAGGUUCAAAUCAUUGCUGAAUAUACAGUACAGUUCUGGUAUUCGCAACUUCUUGUCAAUUUCAUGUUUCAGUCUGUUUGAGCCAUUAAAGGAAAAUUCCAGUUAAUUUAAACUUAUUUUCAUAGGUUUGGCCGUUCUUCCUAUCUGUACUAAUAACAUUGUAUUUCCCAAGGUAAUAGCUGAGAUGUGGGAACACGGUGACAUCACUGAAAAGAAGUCUGACAGAACAAGAAACACGAGCAGUCAGACCAUCAGACGUUAGACAAACUUUUUUGGAGAGAAAAUCCAUCACAGCGUACUGCUUCAUGUUUGACCUACUGUACUUAUGUAGUUUAGCACAUAUGAGGGAUUAUUUCAGCAACAUUUCAGGUGCUCUCACUUCCAGUUUGACAUCCAAAUCUGGAUAUACAGUUGGUUUGUUUGCGCAACUUCAUUGUAUCAAUGUCACCAUGUUCCCAGAUCUCAGCAAUUACUUUGGUGAGUACAAUAUUAUUAUAACUGAAUGAUGGGCAAACUAUAAGAAAAUGCAAAAAUAAGACCUGAGUUGUAAGAAUCCAGAAUGAUGCUUUAAUAAACUAUCGAAACAAGCUUUCCAUGCGAAGGAAAGGAAAACUAUGGUUUCUUACAACUUUCUCACUAUUUUUGUAGUUCUGGCCAUCGGUUGUAUCAGUACCCAUAACAUUGCACUCACCAAAGUGAUUGCCGAGAUCUCGAAACACGAAGACAUCACUAAACUGAUCAAACAGGUAAAACAAUCAUCAGACCACUCAGAGCGUUGUAGGGGGGAUUAAGAAUGGGGUUGCCAUCUUCCUACAUAGCUAGCUAGCUUGCUACAUCCAUGAGACAUUGCAACAGAAAAUGGCCCACUGGUGACAAGUGUGGAUGAGAUCGACGCAGGAUAGUAAUUAUGCUACCCAAACAAGCUGACCAGAUGGUCACAACUACAAAAAUAAAGUCCAAAUAAAUCCAAUAAACUGCAGUUUUCCUUCAAGGACACCGUGACAUUCAGGCAUUUUGAACAGCAGCUUUUCAUCACCAGGCACUUAACAAUGGGUUAGUAUUAUUGGGGGUGGGGGUUGUGGUGUCUAUUAUGGCACGAAUGCUAGCUGUGCUUAAGUUGUACAUGAGUGUCCCACAUGUCAGCAUGGUAACACACAAACCAUUAAACAAUAAAUACAUGUUCAGGUAAGGACUUUAGGGUAGACUCACCAAAAGGAUCAGAGCUUGUGGUUAUUGACACAGCAGCAUGUGGGAAAUAAUUGGAUGUGUAUAGUAUGCAUGUGUGACAGAAAUUAACCUUUUAAAGAUACAUUUUUUAAUCUUGUAUAUUGCAGUAAAAAAUAAUCUAUGAUGUGAAAUUUCAAUAUUUAUGCAUGUUUUGACUGUCAUCUUCUUUAUAUUGUAAAGUUAUAUUACUUGUUUCACUAAAAUCCCUCCACCAGCUCUUAAUACACUCAUUAUAUUAUCAUUUUAGGGUUAGGGGUAAGUGUGCUAAAAUGUGUUUUGUACAAACAGCAAAAUCCAGUUUGUUAGAAUACAUGAAAAUAUGUAUAAGCCUUUUUGAAUUGUUGAAAGAUAACUACAUAAAUGAAAUGAUAUUGUAAUACUGUG
Molecule: messenger RNA, 3713 nt
Organism: Siniperca chuatsi (mandarin fish)
Lineage: Eukaryota; Metazoa; Chordata; Actinopteri; Centrarchiformes; Sinipercidae
Gene: slc2a15a
Product: solute carrier family 2 member 15a
Exons: 12
Coding region: 506-1987 (493 amino acids)
Biological process (GO): monosaccharide transmembrane transport
Cellular component (GO): membrane
Molecular function (GO): hexose transmembrane transporter activity
Source: RefSeq, a predicted model, not a curated record